Glossina fuscipes is the source of this 1712-nucleotide messenger RNA. RefSeq names its product threonylcarbamoyladenosine tRNA methylthiotransferase. The record is from RefSeq and is a predicted model, not a curated record. Gene Ontology annotation, molecular function: 4 iron, 4 sulfur cluster binding; tRNA (N(6)-L-threonylcarbamoyladenosine(37)-C(2))-methylthiotransferase activity. Gene Ontology annotation, biological process: tRNA methylthiolation. The coding region runs from base 29 to 1678 and encodes 549 amino acids. Lineage: Eukaryota; Metazoa; Arthropoda; Insecta; Diptera; Glossinidae. The transcript has a single exon. Gene Ontology annotation, cellular component: endoplasmic reticulum.
AUGAAUUUAUCAAGUCAACUGCGUGCAUAUGGUGGAAUUAGAGGAGAAUAAUAUUGCCGAUAUUGAGGAUUUGAUAUCUCCCGAAGAUAUUAAGCCAAUUGAAAGAUAUCAGAAUAAAAAGAAUGUUACCGUAAGAGCAAAGAAGCGUAGUGCCGUUAAACUUAGCGCCGAAGUAAGCGAGGAGCUAACGCCUAAGAUCAUUCAACAAAGUAUAAUUCCUGGCUCGCAAAAAGUAUACGUGAAGACAUGGGGCUGUUCACAUAACAAUUCUGAUAGCGAAUAUAUGGCCGGACAGCUGGCCGCCUAUGGUUACCAAUUAACGGACGUGAAAGAUAAAGCUGACUUAUGGCUUCUGAAUAGCUGCACUGUAAAAAACCCUUCAGAAGAUACCUUUCGCAAUGAAAUCGAAAAUGGUAUGCGUAAUGGUAAGCAUGUAGUAGUGGCCGGUUGCGUACCUCAAGGAGCACCUAAAGCUGAUUAUUUGCGAGGUCUUUCUGUGAUAGGAGUGCAACAGAUUGACAGAGUCGUUGAGGUAGUGGAAGAAACUUUGAAAGGUCAUAGCGUGCGUUUGCUCCAAAAUAAAAAACAACAGGGAAAGCGUUUAGGCGGAGCAAAUUUAGCUUUACCAAAAGUUCGCAAGAAUCCUUUGAUUGAAAUAAUACCAAUAAAUACUGGUUGUUUAAAUCAAUGUACUUAUUGCAAGACUAAGCAUGCUCGGGGUGAUUUGGCUAGUUAUCCGCCUGAGGAAAUAAUAGCAAGAGCCCAACAGUCUUUUAAUGAAGGUUGCUGUGAGAUUUGGCUAACUUCCGAAGAUACCGGUGCAUACGGGCGUGAUAUUGGGUCGUCUUUACCAGAGUUAUUAUGGCAACUUGUUGAUGUUAUACCCGAGAAUUGUAUGCUACGUGUUGGUAUGACAAAUCCACCAUAUAUACUUGAGCACCUAGAGGAAAUAGCCAAGAUAUUAAAGCAUCCACGAGUGUAUUCCUUCCUUCACGUGCCUGUGCAAAGCGGCAGUGAUGCAGUCUUGGGCGAUAUGAAACGUGAAUAUUGCCGUGAAGACUUUGAGCAAGUGGUGGAUUUUUUACGCGCCAAAGUACCAAAAGUGACUAUAGCUACAGAUAUCAUUUGCGGUUUUCCCGGCGAAACGGAGAAGGAUUUUGAAGAAACUAUUAAUUUGUGCGAAAAAUACCAAUUUCCUAGCUUAUUUAUUAAUCAAUUUUACCCCAGACCUGGUACACCGGCGGCGAAAAUGUCAAGAAUACCUGCUAAUUUGGUGAAAAAGCGCACAAAGCGUUUAACGGAACUGUUUAACAGUUAUUAUCCCUAUAAGGGACGUGAGGGGGAAAUAUACAAUGUUUUGGUUACAGAAAUAUCCCACGAUAAGCGACACUACGUCGGUCAUAAUAAGAGUUAUGAACAAGUAUUGUUGCCUAUGAGGAAAAAUUUGUUGGGAACCUCAGUAAGGGUACGCAUCACCGGCACUACAAAGUUUAGCAUGAGUGCGGAAUUGUUGGAUGAGGAGACCGAUUGGACACGUUGCAGUCAAUCGUCACAAACAGCGAAUUGGAAUAAGAGCAAUCUUUGCAUUAAUGAACCACUCAAGCAGAAAUGUUUAGGCUCAGUGUUGUUAAUGGGUUUCGUGGCUUUCAUUUUCCAAUGGUUGUGGAGGCACUUAUGAAUUGCAAAACAAAUAAAGAGAUGAUACUAUAGAA